This is a messenger RNA of Carya illinoinensis, 949 nucleotides long. Its product is annotated as membrane steroid-binding protein 1-like. Gene Ontology annotation, cellular component: endomembrane system; membrane. The record is from RefSeq and is a predicted model, not a curated record. The transcript has 2 exons. Bases 71 to 718 code for a protein of 215 amino acids. NCBI's taxonomy places the organism in Eukaryota, Viridiplantae, Streptophyta, Magnoliopsida, Fagales, Juglandaceae.
CAUCUAUAAAUAGUUUACCUCUUUGGCUGUCUCACUCGUUCGUUUGAACUGAAGUCAAACCAAAAGCAAAAUGGCUCUGCAACUGUGGGAGACAUUGAAGGAGGCGAUCCCAGUCUACACGGGACUAUCUCCAGCUACCUUCUUUACGGUUCUUGCUCUUUUCUUCGCCGUCUACUACGUGAUAUCGGGGCUGUUCGGUUCGUCCGAUCAUCAUUAUAGGCCCCGGGAAAGCGAGCAGCCGUCGCAGCCCCUGCCGCCUUCGGUACAGCUCGGGGAGAUCACUGAGGAGGAGCUCAAGCAGUACGAUGGAUCCGACCCCGCGAAGCCUCUUCUCAUGGCCAUCAAGGGCCAGAUCUACGACGUGUCGCAGAGCAGGGUAUUUUAUGGACCUGGUGGACCUUAUGCACUGUUUGCUGGAAAGGAUGCCAGCAGAGCUCUUGCAAAAAUGUCUUUCGAAGAGAAAGAUCUGACUGGGGAUGUAUCUGGUCUCGGUCCAUUUGAACUUGACGCUUUGCAGGACUGGGAAUACAAGUUUAUGAGCAAGUAUGUUAAGGUUGGAAGCGUCAAGUCUGCAGUAGUGACGGAUGGGGCGCCCACCGAAGAACCUGCAGAAUCUAGAGAUCGUGACGUUGCUGAACCUGCCGAAGAUGGUCCUUCAGAAACUGCAGCUGUUGUAACCGAGGAAACUCCUUUAGUAGCUGAUGCUGCAAAAGAGUAAUCCUUGGAUAAAGCAAGCGCCACCAUUGCAAACUUGGUAAACCAUUUCGAAUGGAGAAGCUGAAGAAGAGUAAUAUUGGUGCUGGUAUUUCAUGAAUCAUGUUUGACACAAGUUUAAGAUUGCAGUAUAAUAUACCUCUCUUGAGAACAGGUCUGUUUAAAGUCUAGUUUGUCGAAUAAUGUAUUAGUGAUGGUAAACCCUGGAUAUUUCAUAGCUGCAACUUUUUCCUUA